This is a messenger RNA of Pangasianodon hypophthalmus (striped catfish), 718 nucleotides long. RefSeq names its product late endosomal/lysosomal adaptor, MAPK and MTOR activator 5 (gene lamtor5). The record is from RefSeq and is a predicted model, not a curated record. NCBI's taxonomy places the organism in Eukaryota, Metazoa, Chordata, Actinopteri, Siluriformes, Pangasiidae. The transcript is spliced from 4 exons. Gene Ontology annotation, cellular component: cytoplasm; Ragulator complex; lysosome. Gene Ontology annotation, molecular function: guanyl-nucleotide exchange factor activity. The coding region runs from base 124 to 399 and encodes 91 amino acids. Gene Ontology annotation, biological process: cellular response to amino acid stimulus; positive regulation of TORC1 signaling.
UCACGUGAUUCAAAAUCAGGUGAUUUUUUUCCCGGAAGUGUUUUGAAGAGCAUAUAGCCUUUAGCUUAUUUACGUGACUUUCAUUACAUUUCACUUUAAAUAAAAUUUAUUGUACUUGUUUUCAUGGAGGCUGCACUGGAGCAACACCUCGACGAUACAAUGAAAAAUCCUGGGAUUGUUGGAGUUUUGUGUACAGACGCCCAAGGUCAUAAUCUUGGAUGCCGUGGCUCCCUUUCUGAUGAGCAUGGUGGAGUUGUGUCUGUUCUGGCUAAACAGGCUGCCUCUCUAACUAAAGAUCCAACAGACACUCCUACUGUGUGUCUCGAAUCCGAUUCAGGGAAUGUGCUGGUGAGGACACACGGGACCAUCACAGUAGCCGUGCACAAGAUGGUGCUAUAAAGUGUCUGGAUGCAUGCUCCAUCAUCACAAGAUCUCAGAGUUGUUGCUGAUGUACAGAAACUUGGCUGAUACACAUUACAACUUAUUUGCUUUGGAUUACAAAAGGACUCAUGCAUAUCUGAUAACUGUUGUGUGUUGUGCUUUGCUUAUAUGGCAUAUUUUGCAGGAUUUUGAGUAACUGGCCUCAAUCUACUGAUAUAGUGCUUGCAUAUUCUUUUACAACUAGAUACAUUUCCUGAUUAUUCAGUGCUUCCUGGUGCAGCUUGACAUUUCUGAUGUUGUCAUAAAAUGUUGCUGUUAAUAAAUUAUUUAAUAAAUA